Messenger RNA from Tauraco erythrolophus (red-crested turaco), 885 nucleotides. RefSeq names its product glycoprotein A33 (gene GPA33). Gene Ontology annotation, cellular component: plasma membrane. The record is from RefSeq and is a predicted model, not a curated record. NCBI's taxonomy places the organism in Eukaryota, Metazoa, Chordata, Aves, Musophagiformes, Musophagidae.
AUGUCGUUAAUUUUGCUGACUGCAGAAUUUCUUCUCUUUCUAGUUCUGGUGACUGCUCAUGCCCUCACUGUGGAAGCACCUGCCAAGGAAACACGGGUGGCACGAGGCAAAAACGCUACUCUCCGCUGUAAUUUUAAAACAGAGGCUUCUGUUUCCUCAGCAGACUUUGUUGUCUGGAGGAAAAUCAACAGUGAGGAUGACGCUGUCACUAGGUAUUUUGAUGGACUUGUACAGUAUGGCAAGGGCUAUGAAAACCGUAUACAAUUUAUUGGUGAUGUAAACAAAGGGGACAUCAGUAUCACCAUCGAUUCAGUGGCCAUGGAAGACAAUGGGACGUACACAUGCAACGUUCGUCUAAGGGAUGACCCCCCCAGGCGGACUGCAAUCUUGGCUCUUUUGGUCCUUGUUGCACCGUCCAAGCCAGAAUGCAAGAUUUUGGGGACAGCAGAAUAUGGACAGACAAUCAAUCUGACCUGCAUUUCUCAUGAGGGCUCCCCAAAGCCCACAUAUACCUGGCAAAGCUUCAAUGUACAAAAUGAGCCCCGUGUACUACAAACAACAGUAGGGGAACAAAUAACUCUGAAGAACAUCUCUGCGGAUACCUCCGGCUUUUACAUCUGCACUUCAACAAACACUGUGGGAAAGGAAUCUUGCAACAUGACAGUCAGCGUUGUGCCACCAUCCAUGAACAUAGCUCUUUACGCUGGCAUCAUCGGUGGAACUGUCGCUGCAAUUGUAGUUAUUGGCAUUUUAGCCUAUUGCUGCUGCUGUCGGGUGAACAAUGACAAGGACUAUGAGAUGACGGAGCAAGAAGAUAGACAUGAACCCUACACGGAGACGCCUACAAGGAAUCAGAGAGCAGAGGAUGACGUUGAAGAUGAAUGA